AUGAAGCAGCAAUUUCUUGAGAAAUGUUUUCCUACUUCCCGAGCUGCAAGCAUUAGGAAAGAUAUAUGUGGGAUUAGACAAUUUAAUGGAGAGACAUUGCACGAGUAUUGGGAAAGGUUCAAACAGUUAUGUGCAAGUUGUUCUCACCAUCAAAUCCCUGAUCAACUUUCCAUUCAAUAUUUUUACAAGGGAUUAUCAACAACAGAUAGGAAAAUUAUUAACGCAGCCAGUGGAGGAGCAUUGGUGAAUAAAACACCAACGGAAGCGAGAAGGAUAAUUUCAAGCAUAGCAGCCAAUGGUCAACAAUUUGGUGAGAGACAGGACUAUGAUCCUAGAAAAGUCAAGGAGGAGACGAGAGCUAGUAUUCAAAAUCUGGAUAAUCAAGUGAGCCAACUAGCAGCUGCAUUUAAUCGAUGGGAGUCUCAAGGUUCAAGAAAAUUGCCUUCACAGACGGUUAUUAACCCCAAGCAAAAUGUGAGUGCAAUUACAUUGAGAAAUGACAAAGAGUUGCCACAACUCAGUCAGAGAAUUUCUGAGCAGGCCAUUGAGGAGGCUAUUGAGAAAGAAGAAAUGGCACCCAAACCUAAAGAUGUGCCACAGCAAAAAUUCAGAGAUGAAUCGUUAGUAGUGGUGACACCUCUUCCUCCAUUUCCCAGUCGAUUUGCAAAAUCCAAGAAGAAGGAGCAAGAGCAAGAAGUUUUUGACAUUUUUCACAAAGUUGAGGUAAAUAUUCCUCUUCUCAAUGCCAUUAAACAAAUUCCACAAUAUGCGAAAUUUCUUAGAGAAUUGUGCACCACUAAGAAAAAGUUAAAGGGUUUUGAAAAGAUUUAUAUGGGAGAAAAUGUUUCAGCGCUUUUACAACAAAAAUUGCCUCCUAAAUAUAAGAAUCCAAGUAUAUUUAUUGUUCCUUGCAAAAUAAGGAAUGUUAAGGUUGAAAAAGCAUUGAUAGAUUUAGGAGCUGCAAUAAAUAUCAUGCCUCGUUCCAUUUAUAAUUCUCUGAAUCUUGGACCCUUAAAAGAAACGAGUGUUAUUAUGCAACUUGCUGAUAGGUCUAAUGCAUAUCCUGAUGGGGUGUUAGACGAUAUUCUAGUUCAAGUUGAUAAGUUGGUUUUUCCUGCAGAUUUCUAUGUGUUGGAUAGGGAUGAUGAUUUUUCUGUUUCACUCCCAAUUUUGUUAGGCAGGCCAUUUUUAAUGACAUCUAAAACAAAAAUUGAUGUUUAUUCAGGAACCUUGACAAUGGAAUUUGAUGGUGAAAUAAUAAAAUUCAAUAUUUGUGAUGCCAUUAAAUGUUCCAGUGAGGCACAUUCUGUUUUUGUUAUAGAUGUAAUUGACCCUUUCAUACAGCAAAAGUUUGAAUUAAAUGGUAGAGAUACUUUGAAGGUUGUAAUCAAUCGCAAUUUGGAUUCGUAA
This is a messenger RNA of Coffea arabica (coffee), 1410 nucleotides long. RefSeq lists its product as uncharacterized. The record is from RefSeq and is a predicted model, not a curated record. NCBI's taxonomy places the organism in Eukaryota, Viridiplantae, Streptophyta, Magnoliopsida, Gentianales, Rubiaceae.